UCAUUAUCCACCAAAUAUCUUCAGCUAAACAUUGUCCUUGUCAUUCAUCCAAGCUCAAGUCAUGGAAGCUCAAGCUUCUCUUCCACUUCCUAAUCACACCAUCAAAGAGCUCUCUAAGUCUCAAGCCUUCACCUCCUCCAUCCCUUCCUACUACCAUGCUUUGCGAAAUCCCGACGAAGAGCUCCGGCCGGAGGAUUUCACCGAUGAAGAGAUUCCGGUCAUCGACUUCUCAUUACUCGUCGGAGGAACGGCAAUGGAAAGAGCUGAAGUUAUCCACCACCUUUGCAUGGCUUGUAGUGAAUGGGGCUUCUUCAUGGUUGUGAACCAUGGAAUACCAAAGAGAUUAAUGGAUGAAACGCUUGAUGCUUUCGAGAAUUUUUUCAAUCAAAAUGAAGAAGAUAAGAAUGAAUACCUUGGCAAGCAUGUGCUAGAUCCAAUUAGAUUUGGUACUAGCUUCAAUACUUCCGUGGAUAAAACUAGGUAUUGGAGAGACUAUCUCAAAGUAUUUGUAAAUCCAGAGUUUCACUCUCCUGCAAAACCUUCUGGUUUCAGAAAUAUAUUAUUUGAGUAUGCAGCAUACACAAGAGAGAUCGGAAAAGAGCUACUCAAGGCAAUAUGGGAGAGCUUGGAACUCAAAACCGAAGAUAUUGAAGUAGCCUUAGACUUUAGUUCUUGCUUCCAAAUCAUCGUCGGGAACUUGUACCCUCCAUGCCCUCAACCAGAGCUAGCACUCGGUAUUCCGGCACACUCUGACCAUGGUCUUCUCACCAUACUACUUCAAAAUGGCAUCAAUGGCCUCCAAGUGAAGCACAAAGGCAAAUGGCUCCAUGUCAAGCCUCUCCCAAACUCAUUCCUUGUGAACACAGGGGACCACAUGGAGAUAGUCAGUAAUGGGAGGUACAAGAGUGUGCUUCACAGGGCUGAGGUGAAUGAAAAAAGUACAAGAAUGUCCAUAGUCAGUUUAAUAGGGCCAUCACUUGAGGCCAUUGUUGCACCAGCACCACAACUAGUGGACCUUGAUCAUCACUUGUCAUUCAAUGCCAUGAGGUAUAAAGAUUUCAUGCAGCAACAACAAGCCAACCCACUCAAGGAAAAGUCUAUUUUGGAUCUACUCAGAGUGAGGGAUGAUUAAUGAGUUUUGGUGAAAUACUUUGUUUCAUAAGAGUUUUUUCGAGUGCAUGUUCGUGUGUAUAUCAAGUCUUUGCAAUGUUGAAACAUGUAUUUCAAUUAAUUAUGAA
Molecule: messenger RNA, 1238 nt
Organism: Dioscorea cayenensis subsp. rotundata (Guinea yam)
Lineage: Eukaryota; Viridiplantae; Streptophyta; Magnoliopsida; Dioscoreales; Dioscoreaceae
Product: protein DMR6-LIKE OXYGENASE 1-like
Exons: 4
Coding region: 62-1132 (356 amino acids)
Source: RefSeq, a predicted model, not a curated record